AUGGCAAAAGAUAAACCAGGUACCUGCCGCAUCUGCUUCCGCCACUACGCCUACCUAUGGGACCACGUCAAGAAAAACCACCUACACCUCCAUGUCCCCCUCUCUACCCUCGCCCAUAUGGGCUUCACCGCCUGCCCUACCUGCUACCAGCCCUGCCAAACCUCACAUGGCAUCAAAUCCCACCAACCGCUCUCCUACCCCUCGCCAAACGGCACCUCCUAUGGCUCUCCUAACGAGUCCACCAUCGGCCUCCUCGAGGACCUAGCCUCAAACCUACCUAGCGGCCAUAGCUCACCGGCCCAAAGCGAGAUCCACGUCCGAGACGGCCCCCGAAACACUAGUAGUGCCUACUCUCCUACACCCUCUCCUACACCCUCCUCUCCUACACCCUCCUCUCCUACACCCUCCUCUCCUACACCCUCCUCUCCUACACCCUCCUCUCCUACACCCUCCUCCCCUAGUACACCGGCACCUCCCUCUUACUCACUAGGGACCCAGGGGCCUACUAGCCCUAUCUACGGAGACGAACAUACACCACCGCCACCAGAUGUUGCAGACAUACCUAUAGGCCUAGGCCAAGACCGGUAUAACACCUACCAGCCCCGAAACAAGUAUCUACAACAGCUAUUUGGAUACAACCACGUACAGGCAAAGGACCACACCUUCCGUGGCAGCCAAGCCGCUAGCUUUGUGGCCGCCGCGGCCAGACUUCCUACUACUACCGAAGGCUGGCCUUACCUAGGCAUCCAAUCGGAGGAGUUUAGCACCCAAUACGUCCUACAGCACUACCCGGACCUAAUGCUACCCCCGCCAAGCCGCGUAGAAACCGAUAGGGCCCAGGAAUUUCUAGGCCAGCCAGACAACCGCCGGGAUACCCCCGCUCUAGAGCCCAAAGACUGGACCAUAGGAUCACAAGGACUCCUGGCAAGAUUCCAAGACAUUGACACAAGACUCCUAGAAACCAUAAAACACCUUCAAGGCUCAGAGGAUAGAAGACCACUAGACCAGGACCUAGUAGCCCUCCCUACUAGGCUAGGAGGCCUAGGAAUACCUCUCUACGCGGAAGUGGCCGAGCUAGCCUUCCAAAACUCACAGGCUAUAGCAGACAUCACCCUACAGAGGAUCCUACCGCCAAAACUCUUCUGGCGCCUACCCCGAGCACCCUCGCCAGCCCCUAGCAACACUAGUAUGGAAGGCCACCCCCAGACUAGCUAUAGGCCUACACAAGGCCAAGAAGGCAACCUACAAGAGGACGGCCUAGAAGGGGACAUAGACAAGGCCACAGAAGAGGACACACAAGGUCUAGACGAACAAACCACUCUAGGAAGCCAGGAGCAAGAACAGGUACAAGAACAGGAACAGGAUCACUCCCAGGACCGCGAACACCAACAACUAGACCCCACUAGUACUGGCCCUGCUAGAACCAUCUACCGAGCUGCAAUAGACAAGCUCAACAGAGCUCGACUGGCUAGAGUACAGCAGAAGCUCUCUUUACAGCAAGAGAACGUACGGAUCGAGAACUCAGCCUUCCUAGGCCGGAGAUGGCUAUCCGCAAUGCCUACCUCACAGCCCCUUCUACUCUCGGACAUGGACGUAGCCGCAGCACUUUCUAUUCGGCUUCUUACAUCCCCUGAAGAAGGCCAGGACAUCUGUAGACACUGUGAUAGGGCCUAUACCUUCGCCCACGAAGACGCCUGCCGUGCUAGGACUAGACAGACAAUUGUCAAACAUAAUAAGGUGUGCCAGGCGUUGACUACGGCCCUACAGACCGACCCACAAAACAAAGUCACCCUAGAGCCACAAGGAGACUACCGAGGAAUCCGGACAGACAUUAGAAUCGACAACCCUAAGGGAACCACCUACCUAGAUGUGUCCAUCAUUUCCCUAGGUAAGGAAACCGCUAGGAAGGACCCUAAUAGCACCCUAUCGGCCGCGGAAAGGGCUAAGAAGCUCAAAUACCAAACCCUAGGCCGAGCUUUUAAGCCGUUUAUCCUUAGCCAAGGAGGCCUUCUAGGAAAGGAGACCUCACAAACCUACAAAGAAUUCCAAAGUCCCUUGACCGCUCUCCUACCCUCGCCAAACGGCACCUCCUAUGGCUCUCCUAACGAGUCCACCAUCGGCCUCCUCGAGGACCUAGCCUCAAACCUACCUAGCGGCCAUAGCUCACCGGCCCAAAGCGAGAUCCACGUCCGAGACGGCCCCGAAACACUAGUAGUGCCUACUCUCCUACACCCUCCUCUCCUACACCCUCCUCUCCUACACACCCUCCUCUCCUACACCCUCCCUCUCCUACACCCUCCUCCCCUAGGGCCUACUAGCCCUAUCUACGGAGACGAACAUACACCACCGCCACCAGAUGUUGCAGACAUACCUAUAGGCCUAGGCCAAGACCGGUAUAACACCUACCAGCCCCGAAACAAGUAUCUACAACAGCUAUUUGGAUACAACCACGUACAGGCAAAGGACCACACCUUCCGUGGCAGCCAAGCCGCUAGCUUUGUGGCCGCCGCGGCCAGGUGUGCCUCUAGAUACACACGCCAACCUACCGAGAAACACCUGCUAGACUUCCUACUACUACCGAAGGCUGGCCUUACCCUAGGCAUCCAAUCGGAGGAGUUUAGCACCCAAUACGUCCUACAGCACUACCCGGACCUAAUGCUACCCCCGCCAAGCCGCGUAGAAACCGAUAGGGCCCAGGAAUUUCUAGGCCAGCCAGACAACCGCCGGGAUACCCCGCUCUAG
Aureobasidium vineae is the source of this 2742-nucleotide messenger RNA. NCBI's taxonomy places the organism in Eukaryota, Fungi, Ascomycota, Dothideomycetes, Dothideales, Saccotheciaceae. The record is from the annotation of a GenBank genome assembly.